Molecule: messenger RNA, 1587 nt
Organism: Lottia gigantea (owl limpet)
Lineage: Eukaryota; Metazoa; Mollusca; Gastropoda; Lottiidae
Exons: 2
Coding region: 1-1587 (528 amino acids)
Source: RefSeq, a predicted model, not a curated record
AUGAAGACAUUAAUAUUGGUAGUUUUAGUAACGGUAACAAUCACAAGUCUUGAUGCAAGUAAAAUAAUAAAAUUAACCAGCAGCAAAUUUAGAGAUGUAAAAACUACUCCUGCCAAGCGACAUUUAGACUCUAUAUCUAGUGAUCUAUUUAAACGCGAUGAACAGAAACGACACAUGGACUCCAUAACAAGUGACCUAUUUAAGAAAAGCGAUAAACACAUAAAGGAAUCGACGGCUAAUGGUGUUAUAAAACGACCCCUUGAUGCUGAAGCGGCUGAUCUCAUUCAAAAACGUCCCAUGGAUUCCAUUGCUGGUGAUUUAUUCAAACGUCACCACAUGGACGCCAUUGCAAGCGAUCUUUUCAAAAAGCGACAUGUGGAUUCGCUGGCUGGUGAUAUAUUUAAGAAAAACCAUAUGGACUCAAUUGCUGGUGAUUUAUUUAAGAAAAAUCAUAUGGACUCAAUUGCUGGUGAUUUGUUUAAGAAAAACCAUAUGGACUCAAUUGCUGGUGAUUUAUUUAAGAAAAACCAUAUGGACUCAAUUGCUGGUGAUUUGUUUAAGAAAAACCACAUGGAUUCAAUUGCUGGUGAUUUGUUUAAGAAAAACCACAUGGACUCAAUAGCUGGUGAUUUGUUUAAGAAAAACCAUAUGGACUCAAUAGCUGGUGAUUUGUUUAAGAAAAACCAUAUGGAUUCAAUUGCUGGUGAUUUGUUUAAGAAAAACCACAUGGAUUCAAUUGCUGGUGAUUUGUUUAAGAAAAACCACAUGGAUUCAAUUGCUGGUGAUUUGUUUAAGAAAAACCACAUGGACUCAAUAGCGGGUGAUUUGUUUAAGAAACGACACAUGGAUUCAAUUGCUGGUGAUUUGUUUAAGAAAAGUCAUAUGGACUCAAUUGCUGGUGACCUGUUCAAAAGAAAAGAGGAACAGAAUAGUAAUGACAUUAACAAAAGGCCCAUGGACGAUUUGGCUAACUCUCUGAUAAAACGUGAUUAUGAAAAGGACAUUCAAAUGUUAGAUAACUACCAAAACAAACGGCACAUGGACUCCAUUUCCGGAGACCUCAUUCUGAAGCGUAAUGAUCAGAAUGGUCCCGUACAAUACAAGCGUCACUUAGAUUCUAUCGCAGGCGAUUUAUUUGAAAAGCGACACCAUAUGGACUCAAUUUCUGGCGAUUUGUUCAAGAAAAGGCACAUGGACUCCAUCGCUGGCGAUUUGUUUAGGAAAAGGCACAUGGACUCGAUUGCCGGUGAUCUUUUCAAGAAAAGGCAUUUAGAUUCGAUUGCUGGAGAUCUAUUUGAAAAAAGGCACUUGGACAACGUUGCUGGGGAUCUUUUUAAACGGGAUGCAGAGAGCGCACCAAGACAAAGGCGAGCAAUUUACAGUCGAAGAUCACGUUACGGACGCACAACAAGACCAUGGAGUGGUUAUCAGCGAUAUUUUGGCUUUGGACAUAAGAGAUACAUAGACAAUAUAGCAAAUAGUCUAUUAAAACGAUCGGUUCCAAACGGUAUGCCAGUAAAGAAAGCAGAUCAUGCGAUUCAAAGACGUUUUGUUGAUUCCAUCGGCAAUGACUUGAUUUUACGAUAA